UGCGACUGCUCGACCUCCCCUCAUUGCUGUCGUUCUACUCCAGACUACUCUAUAGAUCCUUUCGCUCAUUCAUGAUAAUUUUCCCCUUUGCACACGUGACCAAGUUAAUUGCGACCGCUGCGUAACACGAGAGGAGCAAAAUAAUGGUUGUACAGAAUGUCUAUCUCAGAAGUUCCUCAUGCUCGCUGUGCAAGCUUGGCCCCUAUAUUGGGAGAGAUAUUUAUGACUCAAGGCAGAAUCCACUUCGGGUUCUGGACUGUGGAAAGCCAUGCCAACGCUGCCAGUCCAGACCGUAUCCAGAGGUGUGGUUCCACGCACACUGCUUUGAUACUCUGAUGGAUACACUUGAGCCAUCGCAAAGGCCUAGUCCUGCAGUACUGGAAAAAUUCGGCUCUAUCAUGGCGGGCAGGUAUGAAGCUCGGGAUCGACGACGCAGAGAUUUCACAUCGGUCGUAGGAACGCUGUCCAGUGAGUAUGCGAGACGAAUCAUGCAACCAGAGUUCGAUCACGACCUAUUCCUGCGGUUUCCGACGGAGAUCAAACUUAUGAUCGCUGAGCAUAUUCAGCCAUGCUGGUGGAUGACCGUACUUGACGAGAGUCGUCGGCUGAUCGAUCAAUUGAAGAACCACCCAUGUAGGUCUACGCAGCUCAGCCUUACACGUGAUGUCUGGGUAUCAAAAGUCACUUACCGCGGUGUUGGAUACGUCGCACGGCUCAGCAGCAGUCGUCCGAAAGCGACGGGCUGUGCCCGUGUUUACCACAUGAAGAUACCCGAUAUCAUUGACAAGAUUGUUCUAUCACUGGACUCCAUCGGCGUGUCUGGAAUACAAUUCCUGGACAAUAAUUCCACACCUAAACCUGACGGCUCGCCGUGGUACGAGAUUCUGGAACCGAAAGCUUCUACCGCAAAGAUCAAAGUCAGGUCUAAUGGUCUGAUCGUACAAGAACUCCAGCUUAUUGCAGACGGUUCGUCUCUACAGAACGCCCUGCUCUGGAGCUCCCCCGUCACGCCCAAAUUUCAUCCUUGGAACAUCUACAAAUGCCUGCUCAAGCCCCGCUUAGACUAUCUAAAAUUGGAUGACAGGAUUCAAGGCCUUCUCGUCUGUGUUAGCAAGAAGGGUGAUAUGGCUGGUAUUCACGGUUUCUCAGGUGUCUCAGCAGAAUUCAGGAAUUUCACGAGUCGGAUGCAUCGGCGUCUCGGCAGGAGCUACAAGCGCUGGAUUUACUUCCCGCUUAAUCAAGGCGAGUUGGUGGAGGCUGCUUGGAUUAGGAGUGUCUCAAACUGUCCUAGCCGCCCCGCUUUAAUGCUGCAAACGUCUUUAGGGAGAACCAUCACGUUCGGGCCUCGAGAUCCGGUUCCCUCCUAUUCACCUGAGUACCGUUCUCUGGUCCGGAUUGGCGAUGGCCCGAUCACUGGCAUUUUUCAUAACGGACUUGACCCAGCCUUAACCUGCAUUACCGAUAUGGGAGUGACCUGCGGUGACUCGUCGAUGAGCGCAACUCCCAGGCUGCAGCCUCCGGAUCUGCGACUAGAGCCCCCGUUAGCUGUGCCGUACUAUGUCGAUUGCUGGUAUAUGACAAGGGCUUUCCUCAAUGGCCUUGUUAGGGUAGAGAUCAGCAGGGAUCUGAGCCAGCCCCAUGCACCCAUAGUGGGCAUGCUGCUGCAUUACACGGACGGACAUCUUGAAGCGAUCGGACAGGUACGGUGGGAGUACGCUUCGGGCGAAGAGAUCUCCGUGCCUUUGUAUGUUGAAGAGGGGAAGGAUACGCGUGAACACAGCGAUUACACUUACAUUAAGAACAUUCGAGGUGGGGAAUCCGAUCCCGAGCAGCCUCCAGCGACAGGGGAAUGGAGACUGCCAACGAGCGGCACCAUUUUCUGGUGGUCUAGCCGAUAUAUUGAUAAGAUAGUAGUUCGAUGAAAAAUGAAAC
Messenger RNA from Aspergillus homomorphus CBS 101889, 1932 nucleotides. RefSeq lists its product as uncharacterized. The record is from RefSeq and is a predicted model, not a curated record. The transcript is spliced from 4 exons. The coding region runs from base 144 to 1922 and encodes 592 amino acids. NCBI's taxonomy places the organism in Eukaryota, Fungi, Ascomycota, Eurotiomycetes, Eurotiales, Aspergillaceae.